UGUGCAGGUUUCUUUAAACAGUUUGGAACCAUCAAGAAACUUAGACUUGCCAAGAAUAAGAAGACAGGAAAAUCCAAGCACUUUGGCUUCAUUGAAUUUGAGUCCCCUGAGGUUGCAAAAAUUGUAUCUGAAUGUAUGCAUAAUUAUCUUAUGUUUGAGCACAUGUUUCAAGUCCAUCUUAUUCCUCCUGAGCGUGUUCAUCCAAAGUUGUGGAAAGGCCCUAGCCGAUGGCAUAAGCCAGUGGACUGGGUUCAAAUUGAAAGGAAGCGACAUGACAAGGAAAGAACAUUGGAAGAGCACAAGAAGCUGGUGGGAGAAAUCCUAAAACGUGACCAAAAAAAGCGUAAGAAGAUUGAAGCUGCUGGUAUUGAUUAUGAGUGCCCGCCCUGAAAUUGUAAGAAUCUAAUUCUUGCCAUUUUUUUGUUCUUCAAUGCUCUUGCAAUUGUUAUAAAAAUAUAGGGAACUACUUUAAAAAAUUCAGGCUUGAAUUUAAGGGAUAAUUUAUGCUUUUCUGCUAAUCCAAAAUUUGGAGGCAUGGGCCAGCGUUUUUUGACAAGCAAAGUUGCGAAUUCCUAUUGUCUUGAGUCCUAGGGUUCUCUGGAUGGGAAGACUUGGACAAACUUGAGAGUGCACGAGAAUGACCAGACAAUGUGCAAACCGGGUCAGUUUGCUUCAUGGCCAAUAAUAGGUCCCAAUGCUCUGCUUCCCUUCAGAUUCUUUAGGGGUUAUAUUUGACUGCUCCCACAACCGAUGAUUCUAAUCCAUGGAACUUUUGCAUUUGCUUCUUGGAGCUCUAUGGUAUGGUUACUUCCACUAAGUUGAUUGUGUAACGAAUGAUCCGACUAGUCGUUUGGCCCAUCGCAACCCCAUUAUGUACAGUUUCUGCUCGUGAGAAAUAAAAGUGAUGCUUGGCUCUGAAGCCUAUCCCACAACUCUCUGUCGUGGCUUGAAACAUGCUGCUAAGAGGUUCAUUCUUCACAUUAUGGCACAACUUAGAACACUUCUAGGACUAUGUUUGGAUUAAGGAUUUGAGAAUUGAUAUCCUUCCUAUUUUCUUUCCUUUUGCAUGUCAUUCCUCAAAUCUUUGAUCCAAACAAAGCCUCAGA
Camellia sinensis is the source of this 1106-nucleotide messenger RNA. NCBI's taxonomy places the organism in Eukaryota, Viridiplantae, Streptophyta, Magnoliopsida, Ericales, Theaceae. The record is from RefSeq and is a predicted model, not a curated record.